AUGCCGUCAAGUCCGCUACGAGACCUUCACAAGUCCGAGAACCCUGAUCGGGUAACCCAUGAAAUCAUCCUCGUGCAUGGUUUCAAAUCCUGUUUAGGAUCAAAAUCACGAUCCACAGAGUGCCGGCGGAUCCUCAAGUCCUGGAUUACCAGUGAGAUUGAGCCAAUCAGCAGCUGCGUGAAUGUCCGUACAUUCUCUUUCGACAGCGAACAUAUCCUACACAAUGGAAGGACUGCCCUGUACAGAUCUGCGCUUGAGCUAUCCGAUAGUCUAACAGCUACGAAAGACUCCACAUCGCCCCUAUUCUGUUCUACUGCAAAUGGGCAUCAUGGUCGCUCAUCAAGGGCCGCCAUAUUUAUCGCCCAUGGCAUGGGAAUGUGGGUGGUAAAGGAGGCAUUGAAAAUCGUCAGUACCCAGACUAACCGGAUUGACCCUACUGGGCUCUUUUCCUUCGACAUACCAGAAGCUCUAGUAGCCCCGAACCCCAUAGUUAACAUUUCUACUCGCCCGGUUAUAUCUCAAUAUCUACAUGAAUUCUCGAAGACAUUCAAAAUUGAGAUGAAUCAAGAGAAACUACAAGGUCUUCAAUUUAAAAUUGAAGACAUCGAUGCCAAUUUCCAUAGAUUGACAACGACCCUCUACGGACGGUGCGAGGAAAUCAGAGGACAGAAUAGUGGGGACUUCUCAUAUACGGCGAGAUCAAUGUGCCAUAAUAUAUGGAUGUCAUCGACACCUGCUCUGACUUUCAAAAAGCAAACCAUGAAAAGGUUCUCCCAACAAAUUACUGGUUUACUCAGAGGCUGUAAAUUACAGGCUGAAACCCCGAUACAAAAGCUCGGAGAUUUAGGAUUAGGGGAGGAGCUUCACGCAGCCAUCUCAUCGCGAGGAAUUCACAGCCCAAGGCAAGAGCUCCGGACUCCCGCAGAGGUACCAAACUUGCCAGUAGAGGCUCCCGAAGGCUCUGGUUGUCCAAAGAGCAACUCGGUAAAUGCCAGCACGUCUUCGGGUAAUACCGCGAAUGAUUCAACAAGUGGACAGAAAACUAGCGUCUGUACAGGUGCUAGCACGACCAACAACAAGCCUUCUUCCUCUUCCAAGAAGGCAGAUUCCUGCGAAGCCAAAAAGGGACCAUGCCAUUGCCCAAAGAAACGCAAACCGGAAAAUACUAGCACUUCUUCGGGCGGACCUAUUGAAAGCCCCUCUUGCAGCAAGGAAGAGGGCAGCUCCGCAGGUGUUAGCACAACCCCUCAUACUUCUCAUGGUUCUGAAAAGGGGCGUUCUGUUGAGAUUCACGAGGCCCCUACUAGUUGUCACAAGAGUGAUAAAAAAGAUGCCAGCACCACACCGAGAAAUCCUACCGGUUGCUCGAAGAAAGGAGAACCAACUAGCGCCGAUAAAUCCUCACAUUGCACCAAGAAUGAGGAGUUGAAGGCGAUUAAUGGGUCUAUCGGUGAUUCUAAGAACGAUCCUGGUGUGGAUGUCGGGACACCGUGUCCAGGUGGCGAGACGGCGAAAGGUAAAGAAAAAGAACAUGUUCCCCUACUGAACAUGUCUCCGGUGUACUUACCAGACUUAACUGGACCGCUUUCAGGGAUCUUUGGGCGCGACCAGGGUGAAUGUGGUGGCGAAAGUAGCCGUUCCAAUGAUCCCGACAAGAUCGAUGAUGAAUUCGAUUUCGACAAUAUCAUUGCUCAGAGGAAUAUAGCCGCAGCAGAGGACGACGAAGAAGCGUUGCGCUCUGCAGUACAAAAGUUGGAAAUCCUGAAAUUCCACCAGAAAGAAAAUUUCGAAAAGGGCGACCAUAGAACCCUAAUUACGGAACGAGAGAUUGUGAAAACAAGCAUCGAAUAUGGGUGGUGGAAUGGAAAUGUCAUGAAAAUUUGGGAGGAGCGUGACAUUUUAGAAAUGGAAGAUCAGGUCCGCAAGGUGUACGAAGGAUUGAAACAGUCUCUAGGUCCUCACCACCGCGAGACGAUAGAGACUCUGACCUUGUUAUUAGCCUUAGGGAUCUCAGGGCUUGAAGUCAACGAGCUGCCUACCACGGAAAUCCAAGCCAUCUGUCAUAUGGUGAAGCAGAAACAGGCGUUAACCCACGAAGAAGCGAAGAACCCAAGAAUACUUCUACAAGUAUUGGCGCUUGAAUACAAGGCCGCGCAUGGGAGACUGGCACGCCCCUAG
Annulohypoxylon maeteangense is the source of this 2178-nucleotide messenger RNA. RefSeq lists its product as uncharacterized. NCBI's taxonomy places the organism in Eukaryota, Fungi, Ascomycota, Sordariomycetes, Xylariales, Hypoxylaceae. The record is from RefSeq and is a predicted model, not a curated record. The coding region runs from base 1 to 2178 and encodes 725 amino acids. The transcript has 5 exons.